AUGACGCCCUACAAGCUUUUCGAGCCUCUGCAGAUUGAAAACCUUCAUCUCGAGCAUCGAUUUGUCAUGGCUCCGCUCACUCGAUUCCGCGCCGACGCAGAACACGUCCCCUUAGCCAUAGCCAAAAAGUACUAUGAGCAACGAGCAUCUGUGCCAGGGACGCUGCUCAUCGCCGAAGCCACCCAGAUCUCAGCACCCGAAGGCGGGAUUUCGCAUGGGCCUGGAAUUUGGAGCGAGCCCCAGAUCCAGCGCUGGAUAGAAAUCACCGACGCCGUGCAAAGGAGAACUUCAUUUAUUGGCGGAUAUGAGCUCCACGCCCCCAGUGCGAUUCCGAUGGACCCUGGAAUGCCCGUUCUCAAAGAAUUGAGAGAUGAAGAGACUCUGAACAUUAUCAAUGACUUUGCGACAGCGGCGAAGAAUGCAAUCCGAGCUGGGUAUGACGGCGUUGAGAUCCACGGAGCAAACGGCUAUUUAGUCGAUCAGUUUCUUCAAGAUGUGUCAAAUCGGCGCGUCGAUCGAUGGGGCGGCAGUGUUUCCAAUCGAGCACUGUUUGGGCUGGAAGUUGCCAGGGCUGCGGUGGAUGCUAUUGCGGCUAUGAAGAUGACCGAUCCCGUUCCUCAAUUUGCCUAUUUUGUGGAGCAGCUGAGGCAGUUAAACCUGGCUUACCUGCACCUCAUCGAGUCGCGGGUCAUCAACAAUGUGGACUGUGAACAGGGGGAAAGUAACAAGUUCCUUCUCGACAUCUGGGGGAAAACUUCCCCUGUCCGUGUUGCGGGCGGAUAUACCCUGGAAAAUGCCGAAGCUGCUCUUCAGGGUGACUACAAGGAUUACGAGGUCGCAAUCGUCUUUGGACGCCAUUUCCUUUCGAACCCUGAUUUGCCGUUUCGCAUUCGCCAAGGACUUGAUCUCAACCCGUAUCAUCGAGAAAGCUUCUAUACUCCUAUACAAGAAAGGGGUUACAGCGACUAUACCUUCAGUGCGGAAUUUGCCAAAGUGGACGCUUGA
Aspergillus homomorphus CBS 101889 is the source of this 1005-nucleotide messenger RNA. RefSeq names its product N-ethylmaleimide reductase. The transcript has 3 exons. Bases 1 to 1005 code for a protein of 334 amino acids. NCBI's taxonomy places the organism in Eukaryota, Fungi, Ascomycota, Eurotiomycetes, Eurotiales, Aspergillaceae. Gene Ontology annotation, molecular function: FMN binding; NADPH dehydrogenase activity. The record is from RefSeq and is a predicted model, not a curated record.